CAAAAAAAAAAAAAACACACGUCUCUUCUUUCUUAUCUUUUUUAAUGUUCCUAUACUAACUCUUGAACUAUAUACAAUAUGAACGCGAACACCGGUUCUUCCAUGUAUUAAGAAACUAAGAAUUCAAUCUCUACAUUAGAACGACAAACAACAAAUCUGAAGAUGAUGGAUGAGAAGACGGGAUACAAUGUAUCCUAUGAGGCGAUACUAAGAAAUAUAUGGGUUAUGGCCAACAAAACAAAAAAAAGAUUGGAUGACCUAGAGAGUAUGAUACAAUAUAAAUCAAAAAACAACAUGGGCAAUGUGAACGACAUUGGAAGAAAUGUCUCGUGUGAGGAGAUACUGAGAAAUAUAUGGAUUAUGGUUAAUGACACACAAAAAAUAUUGGAUGAUCUGGAGGGUAUGAUCCAAUCUAAAUCAUAAAAGAACAUGGACAAUUUUGUUGAUGACAAAAUGGUUUUACACCCAAGUGUACGUGAACCAAUGUUAUACUUACUUAAUUCGAGUACGGACAAGGACAAGUAUUUUUACUAUCGAGAUGUAGAAUGUGUCAAUUGUACUGCAAAACAUGCAAGUUCUGUCCUUAAAGGUGGAGAGAUGGACCCCGAGUUCAUCGAUGCUUAUAUGUUGGACAUGUUCGAAAGAGAAUGGUCUCAUCGUGUUUCUACUCGGAAUAGAUUGUAUUUACCCACCUAUUUCCAUAACCUUAUUUCAAUUAGUGUGGGUGAUGAUAUAUCAAGUCCCUCUAGACGUAUAAAAUGUUCGGAUUCACUCAUCUGGUACAGUCGUGGAAAUGAGUUGGAUGAGAUUAACCAGGUGUAUAUCCCCUUAUUUGAACAAGACCAUUGGUUUCUUGUUGUAAUUGAUUUGGCUGCUCAAGUAAAAUAUAUUGUGGGAUCUAUCGCAGUGAACGCUCAAUGUGAGAAAAGGGUACUUAAAUUGCUUAACAGAUGCUCGAAAAAAUACAUGAAUGACAAAGACAAGUAGAUGCUUCGGUUGUUUGGAGACACAACUACUUACACCCUUCAUAUUAUAAAUGUUUUUCCAAAAUUAAGAGUUGAUUCCGGAGUGUACCUUCUAAGAUACUUAGACGCUGAAGACAUUAAAGAUUGUGCUCACAUAACUUUGACGCCCAACGAAAUUCAAAAUCAUAGGCUCAACUUUUGAGAGACGCUUUUUCUGAGCUCGUUGAAUGAGUCAAAAAUGAAAACAAGUUAUUCGGAGAAGGACGAGGAACAAUGAGUUGGUAUGGAUUUUGUAAACCUUUUCAUAAGCCUUGGCCAUUACUACUCUGCAAGCCAAACUGUUGGAUGGCUGUUAUGAUUAUUUUUUGUGGUGAUUGAAAGGAGGGGGAUGGGUUUGAUGUAAUUUCAAUCAUUUGCUUUGGUUAUUUACUUUGAUAAGACAAUUAAUU
Spinacia oleracea (spinach) is the source of this 1414-nucleotide messenger RNA. RefSeq lists its product as uncharacterized. The record is from RefSeq and is a predicted model, not a curated record. Bases 430 to 987 code for a protein of 185 amino acids. Lineage: Eukaryota; Viridiplantae; Streptophyta; Magnoliopsida; Caryophyllales; Amaranthaceae. The transcript has 8 exons.